AUGAACAAUCAAUUAGAAAAAAAAGUCUUAUUAGACAAGACAAAUACCAAACUAAGCGUACAAAACACUAAUGUUGUUAAAGACUAUAAAGCUAAUGAUAUACUCAAACCAUAUAGAAAAACCAAUUCAGAUAAUGGACUCCUCAGAAGCGUACCUUGUGAUAGAGCCAUUCGAGUGAAUAACAGCGACUCGAAUAGAAUCAAGAAACCAAUUGGGCCGGUUCAUAAGCAACUUGUCAAUAAGAUUAAGGAACAAUUUUCUCGAAACAAAUUCUUCUCACCAACUGAUGCGAUCCUUUCACCAUGUUCUGAAAAGAUUAAUAAUCAUCGAGAAAAAACAUAUAAAGUUAAAUCUACUCCUGAAAGAUUAAACUUUAAGAAAAUCGAUGAUGAAGAAGAUAUCGAUAUUUCAUAA
This is a messenger RNA of Tetrapisispora phaffii CBS 4417, 414 nucleotides long. It is a transcript of the gene BNS1, whose product is annotated as Bns1p. NCBI's taxonomy places the organism in Eukaryota, Fungi, Ascomycota, Saccharomycetes, Saccharomycetales, Saccharomycetaceae. The transcript has a single exon. Bases 1 to 414 code for a protein of 137 amino acids. The record is from RefSeq and is a predicted model, not a curated record.